Ectocarpus sp. CCAP 1310/34 is the source of this 1236-nucleotide messenger RNA. NCBI's taxonomy places the organism in Eukaryota, Phaeophyceae, Ectocarpales, Ectocarpaceae. The record is from the annotation of a GenBank genome assembly.
AUGAUAAGGGGGGAGGAGGGAGUCGGAUUCCUGGUCAAGGAACACUUGUUUGACGUGGUGGAAGUAGUGGUGAAAACGGAGUUCGAGGAAAGCCUAUGGCUUAAGAUACCUGGGGAGCGGGGUGAGAAAGAUUUGUUUCUAGGGAACGUAUACGUCCCACCGUCGUCGAAGAAAGUCGCAAGCAAGGCGCAGGAGAACUUUGGACAAAUUGGGGAAGAUGUCCAGAGGUUCAGUAGGAAGGGAGUAGUUGUCAUGGUGGGCGAUUUCAACUCCAGAGUAGGGAAAGCUUCCAGUAGAGGACAGGCGAUCGGGCAGCACGGAGAAGACAAAGUGAAUGACAACGGAGUGUUUAUGCUUGAAUUCUUGGGAAGCAACGAACUGGUGGUGUUGAACGGUAGGACGGAAUGCGAUAAGCCGGAGUUCACAAGGCAACGGGCAGUUUGCAAUGAAUACUCAAUCCUCGACUACAUCCUGGUAGAUAGGGGGAGCACACAGAUCCCAGAGCUGCACUAUCGCAUGUGCGGGUUGGGAGAGGAGAGGUUGCCGAGAAUUGUAUGGGAGGCGAAGUGGGCAAACAAAAAGAGGGGUAGACACCCCACGGAAUGGGUCAAGGUUGUAGAGGACGUAUGGAAGGGGCUUGACAUCGAAGAAGAUGAAACGCUGGAGACGGAGGGUCUACAGGGGUUCAAGGAGAAGAUAUCUGUUGCUUGUGCCGAGAGAGAACAGAAUCUAUGGAAAGAAUCCAAGGAUAAGGAGGGUCUAGAAAUGUACGGAAUGUUGAAGGAAGGAAUAGGGUUCAAGGAGUACCUACAUGGACCAAUGGAUGCAGGAACAAAGCUUAAGGUGUGGACCUCGCUUCAGACACGUAGAGGGGGCACGCUAAGCGCAACCCUUACCGGCACGGCGCCGUUUUUCUUCGAAAAACUUUCCUUGAUCUGCGCUAACAGCCAACACGACGGGGGCUCAGAGGCAGCUAGCGUUGUUGGGAAUCCCGGCGCCUCGAGCAGAGCAGCAGCGUCGGCGGUUGACGGUAGCGGGGGGCGAGGAGACGCGAGCGUGGUGGAAACUGGUUGUGGUGAUGGAGGUGGUCGCGUUGACAGUGAGAUAGUGGAGGUGCUUUGCACAGGGUCGUUGUAUGCCGUCGCUGCAGCGCUGAAAGCGUUCGGAGCAGAAGUCGAAUAAGAUGCCCAAGGUGGCGUAGGCAGUAGCGUUGUUCGUGUGUUGCGCUUAUUAUUA